Messenger RNA from Protomyces lactucae-debilis, 768 nucleotides. RefSeq names its product putative oligoribonuclease. The transcript has a single exon. The record is from RefSeq and is a predicted model, not a curated record. The coding region runs from base 115 to 669 and encodes 184 amino acids. NCBI's taxonomy places the organism in Eukaryota, Fungi, Ascomycota, Taphrinomycetes, Taphrinales, Protomycetaceae. Gene Ontology annotation, cellular component: mitochondrion. Gene Ontology annotation, molecular function: nucleic acid binding; 3'-5'-RNA exonuclease activity.
ACUACUUAGUAACUACUACUGCUGCUACUACUGCUGCUGCUGCUCCUACUGCUACUAGUACUGCUGCUGCUCCUACUGCUACUGUAUCACUGAUAGACAUCUAGAGCAAGAGGCAUGCCACCACUCCUCCUAUGGCUAGACCUAGAAAUGACUGGACUCGACAUCUACAAAGACCAAAUCAUAGAGGUCGCCGCUCUCCUCACAGACAUGAACCUGCAAGAGCUACCAGAGUCCCGCUGCGAAUAUAUCCUUGCCUGCCCUGAUGCCCUGCUUGAUGGCAUGGAUGCCUGGUGUACAAAGACACACGGUGAAUCCGGCCUCACACAAGCAUGUCGCCUUUCCAACGUGACACUAGCAGAUGCAGAACAGCACCUCUUGCAGCGAUUGCAGCAGCUGGGUUGUGUACAGGGCCAGCUCUUCCUGGCAGGCAACUCCAUCCAUGCAGACAGAACAUUCCUGCAGCUCCAAAUGCCGCGGUUUGUUCAAUUCCUGCACUAUCGACAAGUUGAUGUAUCGUCCCUCAAAUGCCUGGCACAGUCUUGGGUGCCUGAGCUAGAGAGCCGCAAGCCAGUCAAACAAGGCAGUCAUCGUGCACUUGGCGAUUUGCUCGAAAGUUUGGAAGAGCUACGGUACUAUCGAAAACACUGGCUCAUCACACCGCCGUCAUAGAUUGCAAGGGUCAUAGUCUGUUUACUUCUUGGCAGCAAUCACCUAGCAUCGUUAGCAGUACUUCUCGCAUAGCAUAAACAAACCGAUGGCACAAUGAUG